UUAUAUGGGAGAUAUAGGGCCCUGGUUAGUACAAUGGCACAUGUAGGGAUGAGAGACGUGAUGUUAAUGAUUUUAGACAGUAUACCCUUUGACAUUUAAUGCUAUUUUGUUUGCUUUAUGAUAUAUAAAUUGUAAUAGAUUUGUAAGAUCGAAAUGUAUGAAAAGAAAAAAUCUCUAAUGUUAUUACUAUUUCGUAUCUCUUGAAAUAUUCAGUAGAGAGCCGACGUAUGACGUGGAGUGAUGUCUAUGGGCAUGAAAGUGACGGGAGAAGAACGAGAUGUUGACGGAGAAAACCAUUCUACCCAAGAAACCACUGUUGCUUGUAAAAUGUACUUUUAUGGGAGGGAAUUUUGUUUUGUACUAGCGCUUUUGUUUACAUCCUACGCAGCCCUACAAAAUGCGCCACCAAAGGUAUCGAAAAGUCCGUUACCUGUUCGGUUCUUUUCAAGGACUUCGUUAGUAGCAGAUUUUUAUUAUGGUCAGUUAAGUUCUGCUUUUGAAAGAGUGGCAGAAUCAGAUGUGUCAUUUGUUAUGUAUUAUGCACCAUGGGACGCAGAAAGUCAGAGUUUAAAGGAAGAAUUUGCUAUAGUUGCUCAGUACUAUUAUAAACAGGUAUAUUUUGCAGCUAUAAAUUGUUGGCAACCUCUUGGAGAAUGUCGUCAACAGUUCUCAAAAAUUCAACACUUUCCAGUGCUGAUUGCAUAUACUCAGCAUACCAAAGGAAUUCAAUACAAAGGGGUUAAGGAGGCUGGCCAUAUGAUAAAGUUUAUACAAUCUGUUGUGCGGCCAUUAUCAAGAAUUGAACAUCCUCAUGAUCUUGUCGACUUGAUGGCUUCUCAUGAUGCUGUGGUUGUUGGACUUUUCCACUUUUCUGGUAACAUUGGUAGCCCUGGUUUUCAUACUUUUUAUUCUACAUCUCUUAAAUUUCUCGAAAGGGAUCCACUUCGAGAAGUGGGCUUUGGUGUUGUCACAAAUGAAGUAGCUGCAGCUCACUUUGGUAUAUUUGAACUUCCUGCAGUGAGACUUUAUAUGUGGAAUGAAACAUUGGAGUACAGCCAAUCUGCUGACUAUUCUGUAGAUGCUCUUACAAAAUGGAUGUCUCACAAUGUUCAUCAAGUAUCUGUAUGGGUGAGUCCUCCUGGGGUGAAGAGUCUAACGUUAUCUCCAUAUGUAGAAAAAGGAUCUGUUCUAAUGCUGUUCACACCGAGGAAUCCAUUUUUAAUCUAUAAUCAGUUUUACGAUAUGGUGCGUGAAAUUGGUUUGGAGUAUUACAACUGUGAUGAUAACCCUUGGGUACAAGAUCUUUCUUCUCAAAUUACAAGAAAACAGAAUGAGUAUCUGCAAGAACAAAAGCAUUUGGAUUCAUAUUGUGAUUUAAUGAAACGUUAUUCACGAUAUGGUUCGGACAAGAAACAUGCAUCUAAUGAUCAUUGGUGUUCCAAUGAGAAUAGCACUUAUUGCCCGGAUAGGUGCUACCUUGAUUCAGGAUCUGCUUGGUUUCUGGCUCCUGGUAUUGACCAGUCUUUGGAUUAUGUGCCAUUUUCAAAAGGCUCUGGCUGUGCAGAAACGAAUGACAAAUUUUCUUGCAAAAAAUGGCAGUCAGGACACUGCAUGUAUGAAGAGGAAUUGUCAAGAUCUGAAAAUCAGACAGAUUAUGGAAGUGUUGGCUUGGAAACUUCGAUGCUCAAAGGGCUAAAUGAUGAAAGAGCCGCUACUGCUUUACUGUUGGCAGCAGCAAAGGAGCGUUGUCAGCAAUGGGACAGGGCUCAACGGGUGCACACAGCUCUUCCAAGAUAUGUUUCAAUUGGACAAACCCCUCCGGGAUUUAGAGGACUAGCUUGUCGAUCUAAUCAGUCCCUAUCCUUGCUAGCCAUGGAUACACUCCAAUUCCAUCAGUUUGCGGAGGGUCUUGGGUUGGAUGUACUUUCAUUUCCUGAUAAAACAGCCGUUGUUAUUUUUAAUGCUGAGUUGGAAAGCACAUAUGUGUUAAAUGGUCCUGUAAGCCACUCGUCUUUGCUGGAUUUCAUGACAAACUACACCAAAGGGCUUCUUAGUCGCAGUUUAAGGAAUAGUUCUCAGCAGUGGAGCACUUCUCUGAACAAGUAUCGAGAAAUUAAAUCAGAAAGUUGUACAAAUAGUGAGUCAGAAAUGUGCAUUCAAGAAUUAACAUCUUCAAAUUUUGAAGCAUUUGUUAUGGCUGAAGAUAAGGACGUUGUUCUUCUAUACCAUUCCCCUUAUUGUGCAUUUUGCCAUAGUGUCUCUCACAUAUACUUGACAGUAGCAAGGUACUUCAGACUCCAUCACAGUCUUGAGUUCUAUCGUAUAGAUGGGGAAAAUAAUGACCUGCCUUGGGAAUUUACUAUGGACAGGUAUCCUACACUGUUGUUCUUUCCUGCAUUCAGAAAAUCAGAUAGCAGAGUAUACCCAUCAAAUCUUCCGCUUACUGUCAGUAAUCUUAUUAAUUUUGUUUUGGCCAAUUUGCGAGGUUUAUCGCACAUGGAAGGAAUUUUGGCAUUAUGCAGUGGAUGGGACGAGGGUGUAGAUAAUGUUUCAGCAAAGGAUUGUGUGGAUCAAGUCCGUGGAGAAACUGUUGAAUUAAUAGCAGAUACUUUAUCUCGGUACAGGAAAUCUGUUUUUCGACAGUCAAUGCAGUCUGUUGCCAUUAAUGCAUCUAGUGAAUAUCAGCGUUUGCUGCGAAGACAGACAAAAGAUCUUUUGUUUCAACUACACACAUUAAGAGAAAUUAAUUUGCUGUUGGGAUCUGUGAGUAGACUUCAAGAAACAAGUUCUGAAUACCUGAGUAUUCAGAAGAGUUUAGAAAUGUACUAUAAGCACAGUUAUGUACAUCACAAAUCAAAUGUUACAUUUCAAUCUUCACAGCAUACUAAGAGUGAGGACAUAAAAAACACCAAUGAAGGAAAUUUAUGACACAUUUGGAAAUUUUAUUCAAAGGUCAAUACCUUUGUGUAAACUUGGAUAAUGUUUAUGUUGGUGUUAAAUUAACUUUGUGCAUCAUCUGUUAUUUUUGAAAAAAGGGAUUUAAGGAAAUUUUAUUUUGUGACAAAAUGUUAAUUUUUGUUCCAUUUAAUUGAGUGUUGGUAUGGCUUCCCAGAAUUAGCAUGUUUUUUUAAAUGUACGCUACCAGAUAAUGAAUUCAUUGUGUUCUAUUUUAUUUUUAAACUCGCUGAAGUGGUGAGACAGAAGUGUAGAUCAGAAACUUAUUUAGCUUGAAAUAUUGUGAUGGUUCAAUUAUUAUUCGGUAUCAUGUUGAAAAAUAUAUGUAGCAAGGUCAAAUUGUAUGCAUUGUACUUUGGUGUUCAGAAAAGCUGCUGCAAGAAUGUGGUAAAAAAUUGCCAAGGGUGUUCAAUGUCAAGUGUGAUUAAUCAUUAUUCAAAAAUUUGCUACAAGUCUGAUAAUAAAAUUACAUAAAGAGACAGUAACAUGUAAAUUUCAGUGUGGAAGUAUCAAAUUUUAAGCUGUAAGUGGUCACCUAUUUAUUGAAAUUAUAUUGUGCCCAUACACUGUUAGUUUUGUAUUGCACUCAUACAACAUACUUGAUGUCCUUUUUGGAACUGGAAGUUAAAAAACAAACCAAGGUAAUCCAAAUUCUGAAACAUGUUCAGAAUGUAAAGAGAAAAAAAAAUCGGUUAGUUUUCUUUUCUUUAUCUCACACUAUUUUUGAUAGUUAUUUUUUUAAAAGUAAUGUUAAUGAAUUAAGUACUUAAUAUUUUUAUGAUUAAUUUAUGACUGACUGUAUUUCAACUGUAAGACACUAUAAAGAGAUAUCUCCAAUGAUAUUAAGAAAUUAUAAGCUUUAGAGGAAAUCAGGUCUUUGAAUGGUGCCUUGGUUUUAUUUCCUAUUUAGUAAGAAUAAAAAUGUAUACUUUAUGGUAAAUUGAAUUGAAUUUUGUGUGGGAUAUGUGUUCCUAGCAGUUUGGUGGUGUGGGUGUUUAUAGACACCAAUGCAAUGUAAUAUAUUGUUUCUAUUUGUAUUUCCUUUCUAUUCUGUGAAUAAGAAUGAAUACUAGUGUAACUACAUCAUCUGUGAUAUAAAAUGUGAAUAGAUUAUGUUACCACAUAGAAGUUAUGAAUAUUUUGCAGUUAGAAAAUUGAACUUAUGGGCUAAAAAUGAUUACAGUACACCAAGCAUAUGUGUAUUGAGAAAAGUAACUUACUUUUCUUUAUGUACUAGGUAAUAUGUAAGUGCUUGUCUUUAUUUCAAAUUCAAAAUUUCACUCUGUUGUUUUGGCUCCAGAAAAAUUGAUGUAGGAUGAUAGUGUCAUCUAACAGUCUAAAACCCAAAUGUAGAUCUCGACAAAAGAUGUGUAUCUUAAAUUUCAAUUGCUGUUACAUAAUAUAAGGUUGAAACGUUUGUCCAUGAAUAAAAUUUACUGUUGAUAUAUUGUUACUUUUUCAUUUACUUCCUGUAACUGUAUUUUGAAAAGAUUUGUACAGAGUACAACAAAGUGAUUCAAUGGUUUCUAAUUUGUAACAAAAACUGUUGCUCGAUAAACAUGAGAAAUUUGAUUAAAUACUAUGAAAUACUUUUAUUUUACAAGUGGAAGAAUUUUAUUUGCAAAAAGGGAAAUGGGAAAUGUUUUAAUGAUAAUUAGUUCCAUAGUUUAUAAAAUUAAUAGAAGAUUCCAAUCUGAUGUAGAAAUCAAAACCUGCUUUGUUAAACAAAAAUUUAUUUUGCGGAAUUAAGAUCUUUGUCUUGGAUCACAC
Gryllus bimaculatus (two-spotted cricket) is the source of this 4725-nucleotide messenger RNA. The record is from the annotation of a GenBank genome assembly. NCBI's taxonomy places the organism in Eukaryota, Metazoa, Arthropoda, Insecta, Orthoptera, Gryllidae.